AUGAAAUUUAUCGAAGCUAUCUUAGAGAGUGCACCCGCAAAUUUUGACAGACUCAGAGAGACUGGCACUCAAAGAUGGCCUUUCGAUUCAUUGCUAAAAAUGUUUUCGAGUUCCGAAUGCCAAGUCCAAGCCGAUAAAAUAUAUGGUCUUCUAGGAAUAGUCAGUGACACGGAACUCUGCAAUUUUCCUGUAGAUUAUGCUCGACCUUUGUUUGAUGCAUAUGUUGAGAUUCUUAACUGCUAUAAUCAAAGGCGAUCAACAGGGUCAUCAGCUCUCGGCAUCAUAAGACUGAGUCAGAGUCUACAACUUGCAUUGAAUGGUCCUAUCCCACCGCCUGCAAUGGCCUUGAACUGGUGUGAUGGAGAACAAAUAGACCAGACAAAAUUGUUCAAUUAUCGUGGUUAUAUGGAAGGCUUUGUUGUCGCGUCUAACAUUGCGAAGCAUGACCUCCCCCAAAGAUUGAAAAUGGAAUUUCCGGAUAUUAAAAGCUCAUGGAAGAUUGUCUCGAGCAAAAUCAGAGACUUGGAUUCCUGUAGUAAGAAAAGCUUGAAGGGUUUCGACAGUGAAUUUGGUUACGCUACGGGAGAAAGUCUACUGUGUUAUGAUGUUGGAAAGUCUGUGACCGAAGAAACCUCGGUCAGAUCUGGCAGAGUUCACGAAACAGGAUUUUUUAUAUCUAGCACAGGAGAGUUUGGCAUUGCUUCUGCUGAAGUCCGGGAGAAUGAUUCCAUCCGUCGUUUGAAAGACACUGAUAUCACGCUGAUCAUUCGUCAAAGGCGCGACCAUUACCCACUCGUCAGUAGAGCGGUCAUGACUUCUUAUGCAGACACUAUUUUGAAAUCUGGAGGAAACGCAAAAGAUAUAGAGGACGAUACCCUCCACCUCUGGCUUGAUGCAUUGACACUGCAGGCACUGACGUGCCCAAUUGAGUCAAAAGAGGGGGUUCCAUACUGGGAAUGCCUCACAAUGAAAGAUGCAAUUUCCAGACUUGGGGUACUUGAUACGUCGAAUAUGGAUCAUUCCCUGCGCCCGGAAGUUAAAUCUAAUGAGACGUCACAUAUGGUUGAUUCCCUGCGUCCUAGAGUUAAAUCUAAUGUUACUUCGAUAAUUAAUUCUAAGAAUCGGACGGUAGUGAUAAAUCAUUUUAGAUAA
Messenger RNA from Botrytis deweyae, 1152 nucleotides. RefSeq lists its product as uncharacterized. Lineage: Eukaryota; Fungi; Ascomycota; Leotiomycetes; Helotiales; Sclerotiniaceae. The record is from RefSeq and is a predicted model, not a curated record. The transcript has a single exon. The coding region runs from base 1 to 1152 and encodes 383 amino acids.